UUAUGGUUAGUGUAUAUAGAACUGGUUUAGUUCCGGUUAUUUAUGUUGUAUAAUCCCUUAGUAUUUAAGCUUAAUCAUGUAUCAUAUUUACACUUUAAUGAAGCAUUUUAUAUCAAAGUCUGUUGAAUCUGAAAUGGUAUCAGAGCAUUUCAUCACCAUGCUUCAUUCAUCUUCUUCCGCAAGCUCGAUUUCUUCAAAUCUCUGAUUGUUUUUCCUUGAUUUCUCCAUUUUCUUCUUCUCCGAUUCAGUCUGUACACCUUGAUAGGUUGUUUUCUCAAAUCGGAUAAGUUUUUCUCCGAUCGUGUUUCAUUCCGAUCGUGUUCUUUGUUUUCAGCUGAUUUCGUCUUCUCCGAUCGUGUUACAUUCCGAUCGUGUUCUUCUUUGUUUCAGUUGAUUUUGUUUUCUCCGAUCAUAUAUAUAUGUUUUGAUCGGUUAAUUUCUCAAUCCCCAUCGCGUUUCAUUCCGAUGGAGUUUCAUUUGUUUUUCAUCUUCAUUGAGCCAUGAUCUCCUCGAAGCUACGUCUGUUUUCUUUCAGUUGAGUAUUAAUUUCUUCGAUUCUUGGUUUGAUUUCUCAGAUUUUAGCUCUUCUCCUUCGAUUUUGAGAUCAGAUUUCCUCGAUCUUUGUUAUUUCUACUUUGAAGAAUGGAUAUCUUAAGGUUCGUGAUCUGUGAGUUCGCCCUAGUUCUCUCCCAGACACGUUUCUCGAGGAGCUGCAAGCUGGGUUCUCAAAUGGCGUUUCUUCACCGGCAAAGCUUCUCUGGCGCUUCCUCCUCCUAACCGGUGUAGUUCUCAUUCUUUUGGGGUUCUCUCAGCAGUUACCGGAGCCCAUUCCGGCGAGUUUUCCGGCUUCCCUUCCGGCAUCUUCCGCUUCUAAUAGCGUGUUCUGUUUCUCUGUUUCAAUGGCUCAAACUUUUUCGAUUUUCCUGCAACACUCUCUUUCCUUUCAGAUGGAUCAGAUUGCUUCUUUGGGACUGAGGCGUUCACCGGCGCUGGUUUCAUCACCGGGUCCUUCCUCUCCUCCGGAUCCGCCAGAGCCCCCAGACCCUCCAGAUCCAUUGUCGUUUCAGAUCCACGUUAAUGUGGUCUCUUGUUCCUUGCUAGUCUUCACCCGAAGCUCCUUACCACCUUGUCACGUUCUGCUCUUCCACCUCACCACCGCACCACGUUAUGUACCUUUCGUCUGCGACUCCCUUGUUGGACCAACAACGAAGUACUCCCUCACCCCCACUUUGUGUCCAUCACGUCAGAUUGUAGAUCUCUGCUCUCUCCCUUUGGUGGCUUCAUUUGGUGUUUUGACACCUUUUGUGGUGUCCUCCUGUGACACUCCCCUUACUGCAGUAUGCAGGUUCUGUUUCGGUCUUGUACCGGUUUCUACCAGGUUUGAUUCUGGCUUUUUAAGCUCUUUCCCUUCAAUCUAUAUGAUUUGUCGGUUGGAUAAUAGAAUCGUUAGCCUCAUUCUGUGGUUUUGUGUUCCUUUUAUGGCCACCUUAGCCUUUAUGAAUGCAAUGGUAGUUUUCAAAGCUUCCAUGGUUUGUUUACCUUGGUUGUGGUGUGGCAUGUUAUGUCACUGUUACUCCUUUGUGGAGUUUUAUGUUCUAUCAAAUUCCCCUUUCGGUGGAAAAAGAUUUAUUGUAGGGAAGAAGAUCUUCUUUGAUGAAGCUAGGCUAACUAUCUCAUGUCUCUUUGAUAUGGAUCGAUGGUCAUCUGAUGUCUUUGAAGUUCCCCUAUCCAACGGCUUUGUCCGUUACUGUUAUGUCACAUUCGCAUUGCUAGUGAAAGAACAUGGCUUGAAGACCUCUUUGGAAGCAAACGGUGUUACCGAUAUUGUUUUGCUUAAUGGUAGUCUUCGUUUGCUUGUUUCUUGGGUUGAGCAUGUAAGCUCCUCUUUAUCUUUAUGUCUCUCCUUGAGUUAUGGCUCUUGUUUAAGCCUUUUGUAUCCUCUCUUUGUAGAGGCAUCACUCUUUUAAGUUGAAUGAAAAUUCUUAGUUUGUCCAAAAAAAAAAAAAAAAAAAAAAAAGGUUCGUGAUCUGUUUCUAGUUGUAUAUCACCUAGCAUUGCUUCUGAUUGUCCAAGCCUAAGUGAUUUUCGAGUUUCUACAAUUGGUUCUCUAUUGGAGCGUAUGCUCAGAUAAGUAUCUUCAUCAAAACAGCAAAUAAUUUGUUCCCACUCUUGUUCUUGGAGCAUAUUCAAUGAUCUAGUAUGAGCAUAUUCAAUUAGAAGAUUCUGGAUUUUUGGUUGAUGACGAUGUGUUCCUCGAGAGGGGGAGCUUCAAUUAGAUCAGUAUAGGUUUAGGCAGAACCAUACUUUUGAUGUUGAUACACGAUGCUUUGAUGGAUUUGAUUUGCAUCUGUGAGUGAUCUUCCUGCGUUUUGCCGUGUUACUAAGAUAAAUUCUUCACUAGAAAUUGUCUCAACAUCACCAACUAUCCUUGACGAUUGCCAUGAGUUUCUGCAUAUGUUGGAUAUGGAUUAUGACGUUGUUGUCAUGUUGAUGCUGAAUUUUGGAGGACUGCAAGUGAUAGCUCCACCUGUAGCUGGUUUGGUUUGUUUCCAUGUCGCAGGUUGUUGUACAGAUCAUGUAAUCAUCUCUGCCAUCACUUGUUCAGGGACAGUUGUGUUCAUUGAAGUCACAUGGCUGUCGCAUGUGAACUGCUUAGGCAUAAGCUUUUACUUUCAUAACAACGGUCAUUCACUACCUCAGUUAUUAUGUGAAACCAAACUUCCUCCUGCUGUUGUUCUCUGCUUCAGCUCUGCAUUUUUUUUUUUCAAGCUAUGUUAUUGCUGGAUUAUAAAUGUGUGCUAGCUCCCUUUACAUCCAGUUCUUCAGGUUGUGUUAUUGUUAUUCAAUAGACAUAACCUUCGUAUGACAAACAACACUGCCUCGUGCCUAGAUGAGUAUGAGAUUGUGAAGUGGUCCCUAAUUGGUUGGACUGCUGUGAGUUCUUAUUGAAACAGAGGUGGUGGUAAGCAUGGAGAAGCUCAGACGAUACUUUGGCUUUCUUGGCCAUAUGAUUUGUUGCUCAUUCUGUUUCAAGCCUCUCCACGUUCACCUGAAGAAUCCGACAACGCUUUGUUUCAUCUCUCUAUAAUCCAGGUUAUGAAAGUUUGGUUGGAGCACAGUUUUUUCAGAAAAGUCCCUUGGAGCACACAAGUUCUUCAAGUCCAAGAUGGAUUACUUCCAUCUUGAGGGGGAGUAUUAGAGUGUAUAUAGUAUUGGUUUAGUUAUGGUCAGUGUAUAUAGAACUGGUUUAGUUCCGGUUAUUUAUGUUGUAUAAUCCCUUAGUAUUUAAGCUUAAUCAUGUAUCAUAUUUACACUUUAAUGAAGCAUUUUAUAUCAAAGUCUGUUGAAUCUGAAAUCUGA
Molecule: messenger RNA, 3360 nt
Organism: Capsella rubella
Lineage: Eukaryota; Viridiplantae; Streptophyta; Magnoliopsida; Brassicales; Brassicaceae
Exons: 1
Coding region: 900-1967 (355 amino acids)
Source: RefSeq, a predicted model, not a curated record